Nilaparvata lugens (brown planthopper) is the source of this 4325-nucleotide messenger RNA. Its product is annotated as asparagine synthetase [glutamine-hydrolyzing]-like. Gene Ontology annotation, molecular function: asparagine synthase (glutamine-hydrolyzing) activity. The record is from RefSeq and is a predicted model, not a curated record. NCBI's taxonomy places the organism in Eukaryota, Metazoa, Arthropoda, Insecta, Hemiptera, Delphacidae. Gene Ontology annotation, cellular component: cytosol. The transcript is spliced from 11 exons. Bases 2190 to 3875 code for a protein of 561 amino acids.
AGUCUUGAUUCGACAGCGUUAGAGUAAACACCGUAGUGCUAGCCUCUGUAGUUUUUUAGUUUUAGUUAUAACUAGCUUACAGUUUUGAGGAAUCAGCAAUCUGUGUAUAUAAUAUCGUUGUGUUCUUUUCGUGUUUCCGAGUGAAUAUUAGUUCAUAUUAUGAAAACUAUUAAGACUCAAGUUUUGUGUGUUUCGUGAUAAUGAAUCCGGCGAAACUUCCAUCAUUUCUGGCGUCAGAGUUUGAAGAGGACGAUGAAGCUGGGAAUUCAUCAAUAAAUUUGCCAAAUUUGAGCCAAAUAAGCUUGAAUCAAGCGACCAGCAUACAAGAUGAAAGCCUUUUGGAGGACGUCGGAAGUCUUACUGACCUUUAUAGCGACUUCAUAAAGUGGGGUAGUGAGACUUUUGAGAAGAAAAAACUUUUGAGAGUGGACUUCUACUCCUACAACUCGCUCUGCAACAAGCUUGCUAUAAUCAUAAGCAGAGUAGAAACCAGGCGGAAUACCCUAAUAAGAGUAGGUUUUGCUAAUAUUUAUAAUAGGAAUUUUUGCAUCACUCUUGAAAAAGAUAGAUUUGAAAAGGACUUUAUUCCAUUGUUCAAAGUAGGACAAAAGGGGAAGAGCACAGCCAUUGGGUAAUUGAAUGUUCUCCCGAUAUCCGGAGAGAAAUAAUAAAUAAAGAGCGUAUCUAUGUAGAUUGGACCUCUUGUAGAGUAAAAGAUUAUGUAUCAGUAACACGUUGUUUCAAAUGUAUGGCUGUAGGGCAUGUUUCUAAGAUUUGCAGGGCUAAAUCCACAAUUUGUGGUCACUGUGCUUUAGAAGGACAUGAAUUUAAGUCCUGUCCCACCAAAGCACAAGCCCCUACCUGUGCAAUUCGCAAAAAUUUAAAAAAAUAACAUAAUCAUAGAGUCAAUGAUACAACCUGCCCAACGUAUAUUAGAGCAAUUCAGUUGACACCAGCUAAUAUCAUCUUUCUACUUCACCAUAGAAAAGUCAAAGUAAGAAUUCUUCACAAUAGAGAUAAAUAACUUACGUGGAAUUUAUUUUUAUUUCUAUAAAUACAAACAAAAUGAGGAGAAAUCUAACAAAAUGAGAGAUUUGGCUAGGAUAUAAUAUAAAAAAAAACAUUAUAAUUUCAAACAUGUUUGUUGACAUUAGUAAACUGGUAUAAUAUUAAGUACCUAUUAUAGAUGAGGUAGUAGUAUAGGGUGAUAUAGUAAAUUAUAUGAGUACUAUAGGUGUGAGUAUAGAUUUACUAAGUCUAUAAGUAAAACACAGGAACCAGGGCUACAAUUCUAUUUAAAUAAAAAUAGCCAUUGUUUAAUUAAAAGCUUGAAUAAGAGUAAUUAAUUAAAAAGGUUUAGCCAUAUAUUAAAACAACCUUAUUGUUAAGGUAUAAGGUAAUUGAAACAAUGUAUAACAUUUUCUGGUUAUGAAUUCCUUUCAACUUUUACAAUAAGUUAUAAGUUAAUCAAACUGGUAGUCUCAUAACCACACAAAGAAUGCGACUUUAUAAGGAAACGCAAGUAAAGUUAUUGUGUAAUAAGGCAAAUGAAUAAUUUUGUUGACUACAUUUCAAUAGAUUAAUAAUAUUGGCAUGUUUAUGAUAAAUUAAUAAAGCUUAAAUACCUCACAAUAUUGCCACAUCCAAGUCAUAAGAUCUCAACACAACAUCCGACAUAACCAUCAUAAAAUCACACAAGGAUGAAAAUUAAGCUAGCAAAUUAUUGGAAUUAAGACUAAUAUAGGAUUAUCGCAAUUUUUAAAAACGACGUGAGAAUAGAAUUAGUUUUUUAAAAUUAGAAUUCUAUAAUUUAAAAGACAAACAGAACUGAGUUGUGAUCUCUUGUCUCUUCUACCACCUGCGAUCAACAUUCAACACAAAACAGCUGAUUAAACAGUGCUACCAAUGAUAAUUGUAGAAUUAGUUUACUUAAUGAACAGAACUAAUUAUUGAUAAUCGUAUCAUUCCCUCGAAUAAGAGCUGUAAAAAUCGAAAAUAAUAAAAAAUCUUCAUAUCGCCUUGAAAUGAACAGUUUCCAAUAGUUAUAUCACAAUAAAUAAGAGAAGAUUGUUUAGAGGUUGGUACUCUUGUUUAUUUAUGCUUCGAAAAUGUGGUGGCAAAGACGGCAACUUCCAUGUGUCUCUGAAUUUUGUACAGCUGGAGCCAGCAUUUGUUUUUAGACAUAAAGCAUGUGCGGAAUCUGGGCAUUAUUUGGAAUCGAGAGCAAAUCGAUUGCUCACUGCGAUGACUCCUUUUUCAAGAUAAAACACCGUGGUCCGGACGCAUGGCGUGUUCAGCAUGAUCAAGAAGUUAAGGACGGCUUCCUUGGGUUUGUUAGGUUGACAAUUAUUGACAGCACAUAUGGCAUGCAGCCACUGGUUCUGCAUCAAGCCCCGCAUUUGUCUGUAAUUUGCAACGGAGAGCUGUACAACCACAAAGCUCUGGGAGAGCAGUUCGGCUUCGACUAUGAGACAAAAGGUGACAUAGAAUGCAUUCUACAGUUGUACAAUGCUUAUGGGAUCGAGAAGGUGGUGGAGAAUUUGGAUGGUGUGUUUGCGUUUGUGUUGGUGGACAAGCGAGCGCAGAAAGUGUACGCGGGCAGAGACCCGUACGGCGUCAGGCCGCUCUUCCGGUUGGUCGCUGACGACGGAGUGCUCGGAUUCUCAUCAGAAGCCAAAGGUCUUAUCAACUUGGAAAAUAUGAUCCCAAAAAGUAAAUUCAAAGUCGAGCAGUAUCCACCAGGUCAUUACUCAGAAUACAAAAUCAACCCAGAUGGAAAAUGCACUCUGGUCAGUGAGAAGAGGUAUUACACCGUCGGAAUGAAGCCGAAGUUCCAGUUGUACACUAAUCCUUCAAGUUUGGUGCCAAAUGAUAUUUGCCAGAACAUCAGAACUCUCCUUUGCGCUUCAGUGAGGAAACGCCUGAUGUCGGAGAGACGUAUCGGCUGCUUGUUGUCUGGUGGUCUUGAUUCUAGCUUAAUCGCCGGCAUUCUUGUUCAAGAAUCAAAAGCAGCUGGCAUCCCAUACAAAAUACAGACAUUCGCUAUCGGAAUGGGUGAAAGUCCAGACAUUUUGGCGGCGCGGCAGGUAGCCGCUCAUCUGGGCACUGAGCAUCAUGAGAUCAGCUUCUCGGCCGAAGAUGUGGCCAGUGUUCUGGAUGAGGUCAUCUUCCACUUGGAAACUGCUGAUAUCACAACAAUUAGGGCUUCUGUUGGAAUGUACUUACUGUCUCGCUACAUCAAGGAGAAGACGGACUCGACGGUGAUCUUCAGCGGAGAGGGCGCGGACGAGGUGUGUCAGGGCUACAUCUACUUCCGCGACGCGCCGGAUGCGGCGGCCGGAGACAGGGAGAGCCGGCGGCUGCUCAGCGACAUCUACAUGUACGAUGGACUCAGAGCUGACAGGACUACGGCUGCUCAUAGUUUAGAACUUCGAGUCCCCUUCCUCGACCAAGAAUUCACACACUACUAUCUGAAUCUACCAGCAGAAGUAAGACAGCCCCGCGAUGGCGUUGAGAAAUUCCUGUUGAGGUCUGCUUUUGAUAAAAUGAAUCUCAUUCCAGACUCUAUUCUAUGGCGACACAAGGAAGCAUUCAGUGAUGGAGUGGCGAGCAUAAAGAAGUCGCUAUUCCAGGUUAUCCAAGAGUUCGUAGAUCCCAAGGUGCCAAAUGAUGCUCUCAAUUCUGCUGAAAAGUUGUACCCGCAUUGUACUCCAAAAACGAAAGAAUCUUUCUAUUACAGGAAAGUAUUUGAAAAGUUCUACCACGACCAGGCUGGUUGGCUGGUGCCCUACUAUUGGAUGCCGAAAUGGACCAAUGUCUCAGACCCAUCGGCGCGCUUCAUUAAGCACUACGCUGCCAAAGACGAUGGCAGUUAAGCAUCAGGAAAAAGCUUUACACGAUCAACUCUGUGCACAUCAACUCAUACUGUACUAUUUCUUCAUAUAUGGUGCUAACAGAGUUUCCAUAACUUGAAUCCAAGUUGUGUUCAAUUAAGUUAUGUUGCAUUUUCAUAGCGAGAGAUUAUAAAAUAAUAACUCGUAGUUACACUAAUCUAAUAAGUCGAUCAAUUCAAUAACAUUGAAUUAAAAGUGAUUAAGCUUUAAAAAUCUGUGAUUUCCGAUUUCGAAACUUUUCUUAAGAAGAGAGUUUAAAUGACGUCUUAUAAUAAUGAUGACUUUCAUUGUACUUUUGUACAACUUGCUUUAUCAUCAUAAUCCAGUUCAUGAUGCAAAAUUGAUUUUAGUGUUCUUAGAACAUGGAAUUUGUAAGAAUAAAAUUCAUCUGAUUGAAAAUAUUAUUACGUUUUUAUUUGAAGUAUUAAUUUU